UGCGACAGGUGGUGAGUAUAUAAGUAUCCCGAGUAUUCAUAAGGGAUGGGACACUUUACAAUUGACACCACAAGUUUUACAAGUGACAAGUGCUUUCAAUAAAAAAAAAAAAAAAAUAAAUAAAAAAAAAAUUGUGUAGAUAAUUUAAAUAAUAAAAAAUAAUUUACUUUUGUCAAUAAUAAAUUAUUUAUAAUGCAAUUUGUUACGGGAAUUUGUGUUAUUUUUAUGAUAACGGGAAUUGUCGAUGGAAUUUUAUUUGAUAGUGUAAAAGAUUAUUUAAAUUAUAAUAAUAAUAGUAAUAAUAUUAAUAAUGAUGAUGAUGAUAGUAGUAAACAUAAAUUAGAUAAGACUAAUAAUAAUAAUAAUAAUAAUGAUAAUAGUAAAAUAUUAGGGAUUGUGAUAAAACCGACGACGAAAUUUUUAUUGGUAUCAAAAAAUAAAUUAAAAUCACAAAUAUGGAAAAAAUUAUUCCAACUUGAUGGUGAAUAUAAAGAAAAUUCAAUGGAGUCGCAUAAAAAAAUUUCUAAAAAAUCUUUAGUCUCAGUGGGUUUUCAUGAAGGGCCUAAUUAUCAUAUGGAAUUACAACCAUCUGGAGUUCCCAUAUCUAAAUGCGUGCAUUUUGUUAAAGUUCAUCCUAACAAGGAAAGAAGAAAUCGAAUUUUCAAUGCGUGGGGAGGAAAACGAAAUUCAAUUCCAUUUAAAAUAGAUCCUAAAAUACGUCGUCCUUCACGAAUGCCAUUCAACAGUUGGGGUGGAAAACGUCAAGUUGAUUAUUAUCAAGAUGAUAAUAGUGAAGAUUUAAAUAAAAAACGUAUUAAUGUUGCGGAUGCUGGAGUUAAAAAACCAUUUAACAGUUGGGGCGGAAAAAGAAGUUUUGGUCAUUAUUUUCAUUUGUAUUCAUCUGAUAAAACAAUAUAAAUUUAUGUAACUUGUUUUUCACUACAUUUAUUUUUACGUUAAAAUUUAAAAAAAGGAAAAAAAAAAUUUUUUUUAGUUUCUUUUUUUUAAAAUAUUUUUUUUUCGAAAAUUUUUUUUUUUGAAAAUCAAUUACUG
This is a messenger RNA of Microplitis mediator, 1053 nucleotides long. RefSeq lists its product as uncharacterized. Lineage: Eukaryota; Metazoa; Arthropoda; Insecta; Hymenoptera; Braconidae. Bases 193 to 918 code for a protein of 241 amino acids. The transcript is spliced from 3 exons. The record is from RefSeq and is a predicted model, not a curated record.